Molecule: messenger RNA, 668 nt
Organism: Cimex lectularius (bed bug)
Lineage: Eukaryota; Metazoa; Arthropoda; Insecta; Hemiptera; Cimicidae
Gene: Trs20
Product: trafficking protein particle complex subunit 2
Exons: 3
Coding region: 138-569 (143 amino acids)
Biological process (GO): endoplasmic reticulum to Golgi vesicle-mediated transport
Cellular component (GO): cytoplasm; nucleus; TRAPP complex
Source: RefSeq, a predicted model, not a curated record
GUAAGGGAGAAGGUUAUUAAGCUUUUACAUCUACUUGUGUUCUGAUAAGAAUUGUAAAAGCUUCAUGUUAUAAAUCAAAUAAAUUUAACUUAAUUAUUCAAAUAAACAGUGGUGAAGUGAAUUUAAUAAUUAUACGAAUGAAUAAAAUGUCAGGGACUUAUUAUUUUGUUAUAGUAGGGCAUAAAGACAACCCUAUAUUUGAACUGGAGUUUCUCCCAGCUACAAAGGACACAAAGAAAGAAGGGACGAGGCAUUUGAAUCAAUUCAUAGCCCACGCAUCUCUGGACUUGGUCGACGAGUACCUCUGGAAGUCCAACAACCUCUACCUGAAGACGGUUGACAAGUUCAACGAGUGGCAUGUUUCCGCUUUUGUAACGGCAAGCCGGAUGCGGUUCAUCAUGGUGCACGACAACAACAAAAACGAAGACGGAAUAAAGAAUUUCUUCAAUGAGAUAUAUGAGCUCUUCAUCAAGUACUCGCUGAAUCCGUUUUACAAGAUGAACACCCCGAUCAAGAGUGCCAACUUUGAAAAGAAAGCAUACAGCUACGGGAAGAAGUACCUGACAUAGACAAUCAAAAACAACUAUAAAAACUGUAUAUAAUUAUUUAUCAUGUGCAAUAAUUAUUUUAAAAGAUAAAAUCAAUGUUUAUUAAAUUUAUAAUUACAA